AGUGCGCGCUACCAAGUGCAACACGUCGCGGACGACAUAAUAGCGGUACUUUGCGGUUUAGAUUCGUCGGUCACACGUCGUCAAUAUUCCCGGGAAAGCGAACCUUUCUUGGUCAACCAACACAUCGAAAAAACAAACAGAGGAAAAGGAGCAAACAGAAGCACACACAACACAACAGACAUAAACGCGGCAAGGAGUGCGGAAAACUUGGACACAUACGCCCAGCUUGUUGCUGGCUGUGGGCGUGACAAGAACAAAAAAAGAAACGACAAGGACACAUGUGCUGUCCUGCCAGUGUGUCGCGGAAAUUUUUGUGCGGAAAUUAUAGAAAUUUCGCUUUUUGAUUUCAUUUUCGUUCCGCUUUCGUUGCGAACCUCUCACCACCUAUCGCCACCCCCUACCUACUGCCCACCUUCACCUUUUGUGCACCUGUGCGAAAAGGCAAAAGGCAUCGAGAAAUGCCCAAGGAGCCCACUGCCGUCGGUGUCCAGUUGGCGUCGUCUUCCCUGCACUGACAAAUUUCCUUGCAUAUCCGCCUCCAGGACUACGGAACUUUGACUGCAAACAAAACCGUUAUUUGCGUGGCGCGUCGUUGUCGCGUUCACUUGUCGCAUAUCCGUCGCCAUUUCGACAAUAAUUUCAUUUCCGGUUGGCAAUUUGUACGCACUUGAGUGAGUGAUUAACUGCACCGAUUCCAAACGAUUGUGAAGUGUUUACGAUUACCAGUUGUCCCGCCGGAAGUCCGAAAGACAGUCGAAGAGGAGUCUAAUUUUGGAUAAACUUAAUAUCACAAACAGGCACAAUCCUGAGAGUCAAGUGGAAUCCCUUGUUUAGCCAACAGCCAGCCAUCGAGGCUCCCCAGGCGUGCGCCAUGUACGAGAAUUCGUGUUCGUAUCAGACGGCGCUGGACCUGAAGCGAGUUUCGCCACCCACUCUCGCCCAGGUGAAGACAGAGGACUGCCUGACCCUUGGACAGUGCUCACCGGACUGGACCUCAUACCGCUUCCAUCAGUCCACCUUUGAGCAGCUGAAGCAGAGCGUAGAAAAGGCCAAGGCGGCCCUGCAGGAUCGCAGCAGUUUCUUCGGGGCCAGCAGUGCCUUCAGUGACAUCUACUCCAGCCAGCGCUUGACGGACACCCUCGACACAUUGCCCGUUCAAUCCGGGAACGGGGCUGGCAAUUGCCUUGGCCUCCCUCACAAUCCCAAUGUCGGAGUGGGCGUUGGUGUGGGCGUGGCCGGUGUGCUUAACUACAAUGCGGUUAGCAGCAGUACGGCCGGAGUAUUAGGAAGUAGUGGGAACAGUAGUAUCCAGAGACACCGGUUGGAUACACUGCAGCCGCCACCGGGUUGCUCACCCGCCGUUACCCAGCACGGCGUCAUUACGUCCAGCGCCGGACAAGUCACGUCCGGAACUCUGGAUGCGGUGAGUGCGGCUCCGGCACUGCCAUCGCUAACUGCGUCCAGCUCGUCGCAUGUAGAGCACAAAGUCAGGGCAGAUAAAUCCUCGUUGGACUGCGCCACCACAUCCUCGCAUGCAGCGGUGCCGUCGUCUUCGUCCUCGACCAGCGACCAUCAGCAGGGCAGGAUUAGCGGCAGCAAGAGUAGCACCACCAGUGGCUCAGGAGCAGGGGGAACGGCUUCAGGAGGCGGCUCUGCACUGUAUUCCUCGUACAAAUCGUCGUGGGGUUCCCACAGUUCGACACAAUCGCAAGGUUACAGCUCGAACGCCUUGGGCAUCAAACAUGAUCCGCACUCACAACUACGGCAACCUGAUCCAUAUCAAAUGUUCGGACCCACCAGCAGCAGACUGGCCAGUUCAGGCUCUGGCCAGAUCCAACUGUGGCAGUUCCUGCUCGAGCUGCUCUCCGACUCCAACAACGCCAGCUGCAUCACCUGGGAGGGCACCAAUGGCGAGUUUAAACUCACCGAUCCCGACGAAGUUGCCCGCCGCUGGGGCGAACGGAAGUCCAAGCCCAACAUGAACUACGACAAGCUAAGUCGCGCCUUAAGGUAUUACUAUGACAAGAACAUAAUGACCAAGGUGCACGGCAAGCGGUAUGCGUACAAAUUCGAUUUCCAAGGCCUGGCAGCUGCCACUCAGCCGGCGGCCAGCGAUCCCACCUAUAAGUACCAGAGCGACUUGUUCAUGACACCAUAUCACCACAGCGCCAAGCUCAGCUCGUUCAUGAGUCCGCACCAUGGCAUGACCUCAUCAUCGGCUUCGAUCUUCCCGUCGGCCGCUUCAUGGGGCAACUGGGGCAGUCCGGCCACGAAUCUUUAUCAGCCGCACUCGAUGAGCCAUGUGACGCCCUCUCACGUGGCGCCCCACCUGAGCAGCUAUCCCCACUACGCAUGACCAUCAUCGUCCGGUGGCGCCUUCUAAUAUGAGAGCAACGCCAUCGCCAGUGCCUCGGGCAUUGGCGGCGGCACGGCCUCGACGGGCGUGGGCAUCGGCGGAGUGGGCGGCGGUGCAGGUGGUGGUGGAGGCGGUGGCUCCGGUGUAACCUCCGGCGUGGGCUCCACUUCGAGUAGCACCACGAGCAGUGGAGCAGGUGGUGGUGGUAGCGGAGGUGGCGGGACUGUCAUGAGCGGCUUUGGCAGCAAUGGCAACCUCAACGGAUCACAUGUGUCCAGCAGCGGUGGAUCGUCCAGUGUGAGCAACAACCUUAAUAUAGCCACGGCCACCUUGACCGCGACUCCGGCACAUGCCAGCGCCGGAUUUGGAACAAUUGGCGGACUCAGUGUGGCCGGAAUGGGUGUGGGCGUUGGGGUCGGAGUGGGCGUGGGGGGUGGCAACUCGACGCUCAAUUCGCUUGUUGUGGGCAAUCGGCUGAUGAACAGCAGUCUGCCCACACUGCUUAAAUGAUGCCACUUGGAGAAGUUCGGGCUGACAAUGGGCGCAGGUCCUUCGCCGCCGGCUGCGACGCCUGCUGGUGAAAAUAUGCCGCCGUACCAUCAUCACGGGCAUCCCGCCCACACCGGACUUCCAGGACACGCCGGCAACUACGGGGCCAACGAGCGGGCCCUGUACGAUUAUCUGGACAUGAAGAGCGGCGAACAGGCCACGUUUUUACUGUAAAUGCAAUGGCAAAACUUGUAACCAGAACCACCAGAAAAGAUCCAAACAAACCAACAAACAAACAAACAGGAGGCAAAACUAUUUGCAGCGGAUUUUAUUCAUAGGUACUUAGCGAAAGGAACUUGUAAACCCUUAACCAGAAAACAAAAACAAGAAAACAGAAAACAACCCCCAGCUAAAUAUUUUACGUGUGUGCGCGAGUGAGUGAGUGAAUGAAUCGUUGUUGCUCUAGGGUUAAGGAACUAACUUUCCACUAAUAUACGAUUAAGAACCGGAACCGAUAUAGUUGGCAUUCUAAGGCUAAACAAAACUCUAAGUGUUUUUAGUGUACCAAGGACUAGCUCUUUCCUUAAAUUCAAUGCAGAACUUUUCCAGGCUAAGACUUCAUCAAAUAGUUCUAGAAUUCUUCCCAAUUGUUGUUAGCAUUUUGUGUGUGAAGCAUUUGUAAAUAGCAAAAUAACAAUAUCAUCCUCUGAAAAAAGAAAAGAAAAGAAAACGUUCAGCACAACAGUGAAUGUCUAGUUAUAAAAGUUUGCCACAUUUUCUCACAUUCAAUUUACGAUUUGUAAAUAAAUAUUUGCCUAAGUGUAAAAAUGUUUAGAAACUAAAUAAGCUUACUUGAGUUUCACCUAAUUUCUGCAUUAUUAAAUUACCUUUUAUGUUCGCUUUUGGUUUUUCGUUUAUCGCUUAUCGUUUUGAGAUGGUUGACUGUGAUAGUUGAUUGUACAGUUAAAACUCUUACAUAUUUUUUAAAUACCGAAUUAUAAAUGAAUAAAUAUUGAAUUAAACUACGAGUACAUAUUAAUCCCAAGUCUAGACAUACUAUAUACUUGUGUGUAAAAAAAAACAGAAAACUCUCUAAAUUCUAAGUCGAAGUUUAACUAUAACGAGGCAAAUAUAUAUAUAUAUAUAUAUGCAUAUAUAUAUAUAAAAUUAAAUGUGUGUAACUAUAUGUGUAUUUACCAAAUCGAAAUACUACAAAAGCGAACUAAUCGUUAACGAUCUAAGUGUAUACAAUUUUAAAUUCUGAAUGUAAACUCUACGAAGCGAAAACCAAUAUAAAAAACGAACAUCAGCGAUGCCCACACACCGAAACCCUCUAAGAAUUUAGUUAAUUUAAGGCAAAAACUUUCAACAAAAAUAAAAACCCAAUUUAAAAAGGA
Molecule: messenger RNA, 4242 nt
Organism: Drosophila eugracilis
Lineage: Eukaryota; Metazoa; Arthropoda; Insecta; Diptera; Drosophilidae
Gene: Ets65A
Product: DNA-binding protein D-ETS-3
Exons: 10
Coding region: 872-2356 (494 amino acids)
Biological process (GO): cell differentiation; regulation of transcription by RNA polymerase II
Cellular component (GO): nucleus
Molecular function (GO): DNA-binding transcription factor activity, RNA polymerase II-specific; sequence-specific DNA binding
Source: RefSeq, a predicted model, not a curated record